AUGGUCAGUGUUAUUAUAGAGAGCGAAUUGGUUCGUACCGAGAAAGAGUUCUCACAGGCGCUCACGCUGAACGAGUUCAAGAACAGACUCUAUCACAUUACCGGAAUAGAACCCGGUGACAUGGAGAUGGUUGUAAAAAGACAGUACGACGACAAAAUGAUAUUCGACUCGAAGAAUGGGGACACAGCGGCCAGUUUCCUGGAGAGCGAGGAAGGAUUGGUUGUAGUUGUCAAAGACACUAACGCCCAAUCGAUCACGAAUCAACUAGCUACGCAAGCGGAUGGAUCCACGUCAGCACAGACAAUCAGCGAAGAGGAUUACUUGCGGAGGGAUCAGUCCGUACUGCGGUGGAAGAUGGCCCACGGGUAUGGGAGGUUUAAUGCUGCACAACAGAGUCAGCACGCUGUACAGACACGGGAGGACGAGGCGUACGCCAAAGAGCAACUGACGGCGGCUAUCGGCCGCCCCUGCCGUGUCACGGUAGACGGCCGUGCUCCGCGUGAGGCCGUGUUACGGUACGUGGGGCCAUUGCCGUCGGACGCGACGGGCACGUGGUGCGGCGUGGAGUUUGCUGAGCCUACGGGCAAAAACGCCGGAUGCCUCCAAGGGGUGACCCUGUUCGGGCCAGUAGCGCCGGGUCACGGUUCGUUCGUACGUCCGCGAACCGUGGAAGUUCUGUCAAAAAACGGCGAGACAGACGACGUUCAUCGUGACGUGGAAAGCGAUGGUGAAAUUUGA
Saccharomyces kudriavzevii IFO 1802 is the source of this 738-nucleotide messenger RNA. It is a transcript of the gene ALF1, whose product is annotated as Alf1p. Lineage: Eukaryota; Fungi; Ascomycota; Saccharomycetes; Saccharomycetales; Saccharomycetaceae. The record is from RefSeq and is a predicted model, not a curated record. The transcript has a single exon. Gene Ontology annotation, cellular component: cytoplasm; nucleus; microtubule plus-end. Bases 1 to 738 code for a protein of 245 amino acids. Gene Ontology annotation, biological process: cytoplasmic microtubule organization. Gene Ontology annotation, molecular function: microtubule plus-end binding.